UCCCCCGGCCAGCGAGGCCCCCCCCGAGCCCGGCCCCGCCCCCCCGCGGGUGCUGGGCUUCCGGCUGGAGGAGGGGGCCUGGGCCCGCGGGGGCCUGAUCCGGGCCGCCCCGGGGGCCAACUUCCGCCUGCGCCUCUACGGCACCGGCCUCAGCAACCGCAGCUGGCCCUGGGUGGCCUUCGCGCCCGCGGGGGGGCCCUGCCCGGCCCCCUCCGCCCCCCCGCCCGCCGGCGCGCUGCAGGUGCUGCCCGACGCGCGCCCCCGGGGCGAGCACGCGGUGCUGGUGCGCGUGGCCGUGUCCCACGCCGGGCCCCGCGGCAGGUACCAGCUUUGCAGUCGCCUGGGUCCCGGGCAGCCCUGGGGCCCGGCCGCCCCGGGCGACGCAGUUCUCGUGGACGAGGACGAGGGCGGGGGCGGGCGCGCUGCGGCCGUGGCCCUGCCGCCCCCCUUGGCCCCCUGGCUGCUGGGCACGCUGGUGGCCCUGCUGCUGGCCCUGUCCUCCCUGCUGCGGGUCCUGCAGCUCAGCACCCUGUGGCUGGACCCCGUGGAGCUGUACGUGCUUCGGGACUGCGGCUCGGAGGCGGAGCGCAAGGCCUGCAAAGCCCUGGAGCUGGUGAGGCAGCGGGGCACCUUUGCCCUCUGCUCCCUGCUGCUGCUUAGCUCGCUGGCCAACGCCGCCCUGGCCGUGCUGUUCUACUGGGCCGUGCGCAUGGUGGCACCUGCUGUCCUGGCCGUGGCCGGCUUGGUCUUCCUGCUGGCUGAGGUGCUGCCCUUCGCUGUCAGCUCGCGCUGGGGGCUGGCGCUGGCUCCCCGCGGGCUCUGGCUGACCCAGCUCUGUAUGCUGCUCACCUUUCCCGUCUCGCUGCCGCUCAGCAAGCUGCUGGAGCUGGCCCUGCAGCAUGAUGCCAGCACCUGCCUCCUGCGGGAGAAGAUCGUGGACAUGGUGCGCAACAGUGACCCGUACAACGAGUUCGUGCGCGAGGAGUUCAGCAAGGGCGCCCUGCGCAACAAGACGGUGGAGGACGUGCUGACGCCGCUGGACAAGUGCUUCAUGCUCAACGCCAAUGCCGUGCUGGACUUCAAGAGCAUGUCCAUGAUCAUGCAGAGCGGCUACACCCGCAUCCCCGUCUACGAGGAGGAGCGCACCAACCUGGUGGACAUGCUCUAUGUCAAGGACCUGGCUCUGGUGGACCCGGACGACUGUGUGCCGCUCAGCACCAUCAGCAAGUUCUACAACCACCCCCUGCACUUUGUCUUCAACGACACCAAGCUGGACGCCGUCCUGGAGGAGUUUAAAAGAGGCAAAUCACACCUGGCCAUUGUGCAGAAGGUGAACAACGAGGGAGAGGGCGAUCCCUUCUACGAGGCCAUGGGGCUGGUGACGCUGGAGGACGUCAUCGAGGAGAUCAUCAGGUCGGAGAUCCUGGACGAGUCGGACGACUACAAGGAGAACAAGGUGCGGAAGAGGCCGGCCCCCAUGGGCACCCUGCUGGAGCACAGGAAGGAAGAUUUCUCCUUGUUCAAGGGCUCUGACAACGAGCACAAGGUGAAGAUCUCCCCGCAGCUCUUGCUGGCCACGCAGCGCUUCCUAUCCCGAGAGGUGGAUCUGUUCAGCCCGGCCCGCAUCUCCGAGAAGGUCCUGCUGCACCUGCUGAAGCACCCCAGCGUCAACCAGGAAGUGAAGUUCAAUGAGAGUGACCGCCUGGCGCCCGAGCACUACCUGUACCAGCGCAACCAGCCCGUCAACUACUUCGUCCUGGUCCUGCAGGGCAGGGUGGAAGUGGAGAUCGGGAAGGAGGGGCUGAAAUUCGAGAAUGGAGCGUUCACGUACUACGGUGUCUCGGCGCUGAUGGCGCCCUCCUCAGUUCACCAAUCGCCAGUGUCCACCCUGCGGCCGAACCGGCGUGAGCAACCGCUAGACUGCAGCGAGGGCACCUCCUAUUCCACGUACUGCCCCGACUACACCGUCCGGGCGCUCACCGACCUGCAGUUCAUCAAGGUGACCCGGCUGCAGUACCUCAACGCCCUCAUGGCCUCCAGGAUACAGCCGUCCCCCCAGUCGCCCGACAGCCUGGAGCUGAAGAUCGUCCCCAACAGCCAGACGAAGCUCCUGGACGACAGGAACGCUGUGCCAGCAGCUGAGUGUCUCUCUCGCGCGCUCUGUCCGGCCACGCACUCUCUCUUGGGCACAGCUGAGCUCUGCAGUUGA
Molecule: messenger RNA, 2209 nt
Organism: Terrapene triunguis (Three-toed box turtle)
Lineage: Eukaryota; Metazoa; Chordata; Testudines; Emydidae
Product: metal transporter CNNM3-like
Exons: 8
Coding region: 710-2209 (499 amino acids)
Biological process (GO): magnesium ion homeostasis; transport
Cellular component (GO): plasma membrane
Molecular function (GO): transmembrane transporter activity
Source: RefSeq, a predicted model, not a curated record